UUCACGUGCGACGGAAUAAAUGAUGGAGGAUCAGAAGCUCGGGAUGCAGUAAUGCAACCAAAAGGCAUUUACAUUUGUCUUCCUGUUGGGCAGUUUCGAUUCGACUUUUUUUCCUGUAUCCUAUUAUCCGUAUAUCCAAAAUGUCUAAAAUGCUUGACAUGGCAGCCAAAUCAAAGAUCACUCGACAGAAGUUGGCGAUCGGCACGGCAGUUUGUGUUUUGGCUGCCUAUGGCGUCCGCCGUUACUACACAAAUGUAACUUCAGCUUUAAUAGCCCAGUCAAGAGGCCAGGCAAAAGUGCAUAAGAAGGCAGACGACCGAGCAAAAGGCGAUUCUAAAACAGGCGUAGAUGAUAUAAAUACAAAAAAGAGUUCUCCAAACGUGAAUAAACUGUUUUACGUACAGUUACGCCGGCUGUUAAAAAUUAUUAUACCUGGAGUUUGGUCCAAAGAAUUUGGCACGCUGGCAUUUCACACAGCAAUCUUAGUUACCAGAACGUUUUUGUCAGUUUAUGUGGCCAGACUAGAUGGACGUAUAGUGAAAACAAUUGUGGAACGAGAUGUUACCAAGUUUCUGUUUCAACUGACCAAGUGGCUGCUGGUUGCAGUGCCAGCCACUUUCAUCAAUAGUUUAAUUCGCUUUCUUGAAAACCAGCUUGCCCUGGUGUUCCGGACCCGCCUUGUAAAUCAUGCAUAUUCCAUGUACUUCAGUGAUCAGACUUAUUACAAAGUCAGCAAUCUGGAUAGUCGCCUAACCAAUGCUGACCAGUGUCUGACAGAGGACAUUUCCAUGUUUACACAGUCUUUGGCUCAUCUUUAUUCUCAUUUGACAAAGCCUCUUCUAGAUGUUGCCUUGAUUUCAUUCACUCUGUAUCAGCUGGCCAACAGUCGGGGUGCCAGUUCCAGGAUCCCGGUGGCAGUAGCAUCGGUUGUGGUGUUUGUGACUGCCAACAUUCUAAGGAUUGUGUCACCAAAGUUUGGGAAGUUGGUGGCAGAGGAAGCCAAAAGAAAAGGAAAUUUGCGGUUUAUUCAUUCCAGAAUCAUUACUAAUGCAGAGGAAAUAGCAUUUUAUUCUGGCCACAAGGUGGAGAGGAUGCUCUUGGAACAGAGCUAUACCAGUCUGGCAGCACAGUCCAGUCUAAUCUACCUGAAGCGUUUGUGGUACAUUAUGCUGGAGCAGUUCUUAAUGAAGUAUGUCUGGAGCGCUAGUGGUCUCAUCAUGGUUGCAGUUCCCAUCCUCACAGCCACAGGAGUUCGUUCUGAUGGAACACGUGUGGAUGAUGACCCAGACGGAGGAGUGAGUGAGAGAACACGUGCUUUUACCACAGCCAGGAACCUGCUGAUUCAGUCAGCAGAUGCCAUAGAAAGAAUGAUGUCUUCAUAUAAGGAAAUCACAGAACUGGCUGGCUAUACCUCUCGUGUCUCAGAAAUGUUUGAAGUAUUUGAAGAUGUCAAAAAUGGCAACUACAAAAGAAACACUGUCACUAAAGCCAAGUCUAAAGUCGCACAUGAACGAAUUGAGGGUCCUCUUUUGCAAAAAGGUGAGGUGGUUGAUACUGAAACAACCAUAGACAUUAAAGAUCUGCCAAUCAUCACUCCCAAUGGUGACAUCAUCGUUCCCAGCUUGACGCUUAAGGUGGAGACUGGCAUGCAUUUACUCAUCACUGGACCAAAUGGCUGUGGCAAGUCAUCUCUUUUUCGAAUCCUUAGUGGACUGUGGCCAGUUUACAGCGGUCGCCUUUGUAAACCACCGCCUUCCUCGAUGUUUUACAUUCCCCAAAGACCCUACAUGUCAAUUGGCACCCUGAGAGAUCAGGUCAUCUACCCAGACACUGUGUCAGACAUGCAGAAAAAGGGUGUUGCAGACAGCAAUCUUGAAGAUAUCUUCAAUACUGUGCAUCUGCAGCAUAUUGUGCAUCGUGAAGGAGGUUGGGAUGCAGUCAGUGACUGGAAAGAUGUGUUAUCAGGGGGAGAGAAACAGCGCAUGGGAAUGGCACGUAUUUUCUACCACAAGCCUCAGUUUGCUCUACUUGAUGAAUGCACAAGUGCAGUAUCCAUUGAUGUUGAAAGCAAGAUGUAUCAGAGUUUGAAGGACUGUGGCAUCACUUUAAUGACCAUUACACACAGGCCUACGUUAUGGAAGUUCCAUACGCAUCUCCUUCAGUUUGAUGGGGAGGGUGGUUGGCGUAUGGAGACUCUAGACACCAACACCCGCCUGUCUCUUAAUGACGAGAAACAGAAGCUGGAGGCACAGCUGGCUGGCAUGCCUCGUAUGCAGGAUCGCCUGAGAGAACUGUGCUCCAUUCUGGGUGAAGAAUCUGUCCUUCUUCACUCUGUAGAGAGCUGCGCUGAACUGGAGAACCUUCAAGAGCAAAGAAGUACGCUCCUUCUGGUCAAACUGGUGAGUCAUGACAGUCAACUGUGCAUUUUCUUGAAGUUAAAAUAUAAGAUGUUGCGGCCAUUCAGUUGAGAGAAGUGUGAUAUCUAGUCUGGAUGGUUUGUGUUCAGAAUCUUCUGCAUGAGAAGCUGCAUGAAUAUGUCUGGGAUAUUUCAGUUAGCAGAUAAGGUCUUAGAUGCAAAUGUGCCUAUUUGGGAAUGUUUUCUGUAUGCUAGAUUCAGAGAUAGUUUUUUUCUUGAAGGUUAUCUUUAAUUCUCCAGUCCCAAUGCAUCACUGCAGUUGACUAUAAUAAAUUGGAGUGUACAAGUUUAGAAUGGGGAAUGUUGGAAAGUGUGUCUCUUUUCACCUAUUUUUAAAUAUGCCAAGACUUGUGGUAAUAUAGAAAGAGGUUAUUUUUUGUUGUUUGUGUCAGUGUAUUUAAUGUAUGAAUUAAGUGGAUAAUUUGUCUUUAAAUAUUUUCAUGAUUAAAGAAAAUGUCAUUUAGAUUUUCAUGACUAUGCUGUGGCAAAUUAUGAAUCCUUAUCAGGUUAGAAAGUAUUUCUUGUUUUGAAAGUCUAUUAUCAUUCCAAAUGCAUGAAUGAUUUAUGAAAUAAGUGAUUUAUGCUGUGCACCUUUAGAAAAUGUGCACCAUUAACACAUAUCUGUUGUCCGAAGACAUGUAAUUGUUUACAGCUUGCUUUCAAGCAUUCAUUUUUUUAUUGCAAUUGUGUAUAUUGUGUAGAUAAUGAGGUAUGCCAUUUAGCAAAUCUUAGAAAUAAGGACUGUACAUGCAGAGUGGGACUCCUGCAUCUACUGUCAUUUCAGGCAGCCCAUGUUGGAAGUUUCUUUUCUAAGAUUCUUGUAACUUGAUUGAUUAUAAAUUUAUUAUGUGUUGGCUGUUUGGUGUUGGUAUAUGGGCAGAUAAUGUAUAUGUGAAAAUGAUGCAAAAGAUCAUAUUCAUAAAAUGGUCCCAGGAAGUUACAUAUUCCCAGGAAUCAGCAACUACAUAAAUGAGUUACCUUUCUGCUCUGGUAAACCUGACUUGGUUUCCACUUUUUAUAGAUUUGUAUUUAUUGGAAUUGUGGUGAGAAAGCCUUUCUUUGUAAGUAUAUUGCUGUUUAUUUUUUAAAGGGUGGGAUGGGAGGAGUGUGCUGUCCUUACAGAAGAUUUUGUUUGCUUUAUAUUUCAUCAGCUGCACACCAAUGCAAAUUUAAAAUAAAGAUGUAAAUAGAGGUUUUAAAUAGAGUUAAAAAUAUUUAAUGCUAUUAAAGAUUUUUCAUUAAAAUGAAUGUGACAGUACAUUAAAAAAUUUUUUUUACUUUUAUUUCAGUUUGUUUAUCCCUUUUCAAACCAGUAGCUGUUCACUGGUUCAUCUUAACAGUUUUUUAUUUGAAGACAUACCAAAGAAAGGCUUGUUUCCAAAAUAUUGUGUCCCUGAAAGACAUAUUCAAGUAAAAUGUCAAAAAUAAUGCAUAGCUAGUUUUAGCAUUCUUUAAUUUUGAAAAAAUAAAAUUUCAGGUCAGAAAUUUGGAAAGCUUUUUGAUUAUAGUUUGCAACAAGAACUUUUAUUUUCUCUCUUUACCUACAUUUCUAUUUUCUCUCUUUACUUACUGGAAAUGAUGAAACACAUUGACUGUUUAGUGUUUUUCAGAAUUGACUGUGAUCAUUUUUUUGGCCAUGUUUUGUUGUUGUAUUGUAUUUAAUUUUUUCAGUGAUAUGAUGUUUUUUCAUGGCAGUGUUUUUUUACUUACUUUAAUUUUCCUUUAUUUUAAAUUAUUUUUAAAAUUUAUUCAUGAAUAAUACUAAAAUUUCAUCAAUCAAAUCUUCAUGAAAGGUUUGUAGUUGGCUAUCCCCUCCUUUGAACAAGAUUUGCAGCUUAGGUCAUUAUUAGAAAACAUGAGCUUUUCUAUGACUUUUUUCUUGGAUUAAACUCAUGUCACAAACAUGAGUACUUUACAGCUUUAACAUUCAUGACAAUUGCACAUUUUUGCAACAAAUCUCGCCUAGAGAUGUAGAUUGAUCACACCAUCCCUGCUUGUUUUCUCAUCAUGUGAAAAAGAUACCUGGCAUGGUUAGAUGCACUAGGUUGCCAACUACACACAUUUCGGGAACCACUUACUGCACCGAGGAAAGGUUAACUCCCCUGAAUUUCCCUCUAGGAGUCUAGGCAAUCAGUUAAACACAGGAUGCGAUUCUCUGUAGGGUUCCAUUGUUUGGUACUCCGACAGGUGAUGCUAGCCGGUGUGAUCCUUCGACACAGAUGAUUAUCCUCUGGGCCACUGUGGCAUCACUAGGAGGGGACAAAUACCCCUUCCCCCAAACUGUGACCUGUAACUUUUAUGUUAUCUAAAAGCACUUAUCUUUCAUCUACUGUUUCAUUCAUACUAUCCUCCGUCCAAGCAUGAUACUUAUUUAAAAAUUUGUGUGCUGUUACAGUAACAGUGGUUCAAUUGGACAAAGUUCAACACUCAUAAAGUAAAAAGAAUUUAUGCAAUAUGCAUAAAUGGAGCAUUUUUGACUUGUCUUGGCGAGGUAGCAAAUGCAAAGCAAGGCCUGUGGGUACAUCUAACUCCAGUAUGUCCAUCAGACUCUUGCUGUCUUACAUCCUUUGCUGUUGUGGGAACCCCCCAAGAAAACUGCCUCCAUUCAACCGUUCAUUCAGUCGCUCACCCUUGCUCACUCACUUCCGCCUUCCUUGUUGCGAACACCGUAUUCACUAAGGUAACUUGCCAAGCUCAGCUACGCAAGGAAAACUUUGAUGAAACUGAAAAUCGUUCCUAUGACUUUGGCAUUAAAGUUUUUAUGCUUGUGUGAUCUGUCUGUAGCGAAAUGAGCACCAUGUUGCAGAAGUGUUUUGUUUUUUUUUACACAAAUAAAGCAGUGUCUGAGGAUUCAGCACUAGUGUCAUUGAAAAAAAAAUAUACUGGAUGGCUUUCCUUUGGUAGGUUUGUAGGCAUAGAUGGUCAUAUCCUCAAAGGUUGUCCCUGUUAUAGCCACGUUUUGGUUGGAUGAUCUCACGUUAACAUUUACAACAUUCUUUUGUCUGUUGUUCUUCCCUGCCUCUGUGAAAUCCAUGGAGAAUUCUCAGAUUUUGUGUAUUUUAGCUACAGAUAUCUUAAAAUAUAUUCUUACAUAUUCCUAGUAUUGGAUAAGUAUGACAUAUUAGUCUCCCAACCCCAUUAACAUUUUACAGUUCAUUCAAACAUGGAUAUUGGGGAAACAUUAACCUAGUAGACAUGCAAAAAGAAAUUGUAAAUAGUUUAUCUGUGCACAUGACAAGCAUUUGUCUCAGAAACUGCUACCCCAUUUGCAUUUUAGCACAUGGUAGUUGUUAGUGUUAGGUUAGUGCUCUUUUUAACUGUUUGAAGCAUUAUCACUGAAUAGAUUGCAUUUUUCUAGGUGUAAUGCCAUAGUCAUUGUUCAUAGAGUCCUAACAUUGCAUUGUGAACUUAAAUUUAAUAUUUACAGUAUCUGAAAAUUCACCCUUUAUGCCUUUGUUUGCUUGUGAAUGUGUGUGAUAUUUUUUAUUCUGUUUUAUCUACUCAUGCCCCACCAUCCUUCAGUCAGCUUGUGCUGAUCUCUUUGUGCCACCCAUCAGAUGAGAGAAAUUCAGCAGACAUUCAUCUUUUCUGUCCCCAUCAUUUGGAAUUUUCUGCCCCUUUUUCAUCAAUCUGUGUACAUUCAAAGCUUUCAAGCACAGGAUCAAAACCUUUCUCUUGUUAUAGUCCAGCUAACUCGCCAACUUACUCCUUAAUUGUUCAUCUUUGUACACGCACUUCAUUCAUGACUUUCAGAAUGUCAUCUUAUCUAUUUCUUCAUUACAUGAUUAACUACCAAUUCAUUUAUAAUCAUGCACUAUCUAUCUAUCUAUUCCUCUUCGUGCAUCAGGUUGCACAUAAGGCCUCAACCAGAGUCCGCCACCGAUGUCGAUCGGCUGAAACCCGCUCUAGAUGACCCCAUGUCCAGACCUUUCCUUUCA
This is a messenger RNA of Pomacea canaliculata, 6354 nucleotides long. RefSeq names its product ATP-binding cassette sub-family D member 2-like. The record is from RefSeq and is a predicted model, not a curated record. Lineage: Eukaryota; Metazoa; Mollusca; Gastropoda; Architaenioglossa; Ampullariidae. Gene Ontology annotation, biological process: peroxisome organization; long-chain fatty acid import into peroxisome; fatty acid beta-oxidation. The transcript is spliced from 11 exons. Bases 141 to 2468 code for a protein of 775 amino acids. Gene Ontology annotation, cellular component: peroxisomal membrane. Gene Ontology annotation, molecular function: ATP binding; ABC-type transporter activity; long-chain fatty acid transmembrane transporter activity.